AUGUCGAGAGAUGCCCAGAAAGUGGUGGUGGUCCAGGAUGCAUCCAGGGAUGUUAGUUCAAGAGCAAUCCUUGGGAUUCUCCAUGACUUAACACUUAAGCCUGGAGAUGACCUUACACUCCUCGGAGUUCUUCACCAGGUUAAUAAUCCUUUGGGAUAUAGGGUGAAGGUGGAUUCUAGAUCAAUAGUUCGAGUGAACCAGAAAGUCCUCCAGGAAGAAAUUGCCAAGAAAAAGGAAGAGUAUUUGAACAAUGCUGAGAUUUUGCAAAUCCGUAAGCACUAUGAAAUGGAAAAGAUCGGGUUCCACAUACGUGUGCUUGCAGGAGCUUCCCCAAAAGCAGUAGCUCUCAAAGCUGUGAAAAGUGCCGAGGCUACAUGGGUGGUACUUGACAGGCAGAUGAAGAAAGACAAGAAGUACUUCAUGGACAAACUCUCAUGUGGAAUAUCGAGGAUGAAACGUGACAACACCAUUGAAGAGCUAAGAGGGCCAGUAACAACCUUUGUAUCAUAUGGAGAAAUGAUGCAUGGAAGCCUUGAGGAACUACUUUCUUGCAAGACAAUUUCUGGAAAAACCAGAAUGAGUGAAGUACCAGGCGGUGAUGGCGGUGGAGAACCCCCAUGGAAUAACUCAAGAAAAUCUACAUUUUCUAAAUCCUCAUCGAGUGAACAGCUCAUUCUGCAAAGUAGCGUAUCCAGUUCUAGCCUUGCAAACACUGAAUCCUCAAGUUCUAGCUUCAACGAGACAAGAUAUUCCCCCUUGGGUUACCAAGCAGAAGAAGCCACUACAAAUACAGAACAAGAAACAGCAGAAGAGCAAUCCGCAUCAGAUCAGAUGAGUGAGUUCCAACCAGAAGAGAUAUUUAGAAACUCCAGUUGUACAGUUUGCGAAAACAGAAGACCGAAGAUUGGAUGGAAAAAGGACUUCACUUAUGCAGAGCUGCAAGCAGCCACAGAGGGAUUUGACCGAGAGAACUUCCUAUCAGAAGGUGGAUUUGGUCGUGUCCACAGAGGACAGCUGAAGAAUGGGCUGAAGAUUGCUGUUAAGCAACACAAACCUGCAAGCUUUCAAGGAGAGAAGGAAUUCAAAUCUGAAGUAACUGUACUCAGCAAGGCCAGACAUGAGAAUGUGGUAAUGCUAUUGGGAUCAUGUUCGGAAGGAAAUCAUAGGCUGCUUGUUUAUGAGUUUGUCUGCAAUGGUUCAUUGGACCAACAUCUGUCAAAGCAUAGCUGCAGUCCACUCGGUUGGAAAAAGAGGAUCAAAAUAGCUCUGGGAACUGCCAAAGGUUUAGAAUAUCUGCACAAAAACAACAUCAUUCACAGAGACAUGAGACCAAACAACAUUCUCGUAAACCAUGAUUACGAAGCACUGCUAGGAGAUUUUGGUCUUGCAAGAACCCAACAAGAAGACUCAGAUCAUUCCUCAGAGACGAGAGUUGUUGGGACACUGGGAUACGUUGCACCAGAAUAUGCAGAAAGUGGGAAAGCAUCGAAAAGGACUGAUGUUUAUUCCUUCGGGGUGGUGCUGCUACAGCUGAUCACUGGGCUGGAGAUGACAGACAAGGAACUAAAAGGGAAAAGCCUAGUAGAAUGGGCAAGGCCACUAAUGAAAGAAGGGAACUACCCAGAUUUAAUUGACAAGAGGAUUGUGGAUUCCCAUGAUGUCCACCAACUCUUAUGGAUGGUUCGCGUGGCAGAAAAAUGUCUUAGCAAGGAUCCUCAUAAGCGAUUACCUAUGGAAAAUGUGGUUGAUGCUCUAUGUUAUAUAAUGGGCGGCAACACAUGUUAUAGCAUCAAAGGCUUCUCCCCUGGACUAUCAGAUUCAGUUAGUAAUCAUCCAGAGUCCCCUGAAUCACAAGGUGAAUGUAGAGCAACUGAAAAAGAAAGCUUUAGUUCAGAAACUACAAGGCUCAGUAGCACAAUUCAGAUGAGUGGAUCUCUUUCACCAACUUGGACAAAUACCAGUCAUCUAUCAUCAUGGACAAAUGCCAGUUCUUCAAGAAGAUCAAGCACAUCAACAAGUUCUGGACGAUCCUCUUUGGCUACUAGCAGUAAAAAGAAGAAAGAAAUAUCACAUGAUGGAGUUGGAUUACGUUAUAAGGACAUGGUCAAUUAGUUUGAUCUCUAAAUUCAGGUUCUGUGACAGAUAAUGGUUGCUAAUUAUACAUUUUAUCUCCCCUUCCUGGCAGAUUAUAUAGGAUACAUAAGUUUCUCUAACUUCUAAUAAUUAGUUUAAAGAACAUGUUCUCUGUAAUUGCUGUCAAUAAUGUCUUCUCCAAGGUAUCAAAUAGAGGAGCAUUUCAUAAGGAAUUUGGUAA
This is a messenger RNA of Vitis riparia (riverbank grape), 2314 nucleotides long. RefSeq names its product probable serine/threonine-protein kinase PIX13. Gene Ontology annotation, cellular component: plasma membrane. Gene Ontology annotation, biological process: protein phosphorylation. Gene Ontology annotation, molecular function: protein kinase activity; ATP binding. Lineage: Eukaryota; Viridiplantae; Streptophyta; Magnoliopsida; Vitales; Vitaceae. The record is from RefSeq and is a predicted model, not a curated record. The transcript is spliced from 9 exons. The coding region runs from base 1 to 2112 and encodes 703 amino acids.